GAAUGAGCUUCUGGCUUUUUAAAAAUGUAUUUUAAAAUAUUGUAGGUGUUGCCGUUGUUUUCAAAAUAUUUUUUUUUGUGUUUAAAGUCAGAUUAUGAGAAAAUUGCAGUUAUCUCUUAAACGAUGGAAGAUUGUCCCUUACUCCCUUAUAUUUUUUGUCCUUAAAUAACCUAGAGAAUCUUUUGCUAUCAUUUGUUUUAUGAAAUUUAAGCAAAAAAAAAAAUGGUUUUGUUAAAAAAAAUUUAAUUGUAAUUUUAAAAAACAAUACGGCAACAUCGGCAAUUUUUAAUCUAUAGACUUUAAAGCAUUUUUAAUUACCUACGUUUGAAAAAAAAUCGUCAAAAUCAGAGCUGCUCGGCCGGUCUUAAGCCGCUUCACCUUUUGAACAAAUAUUUUCUUGUAUCCCUUUCAUGCCACUUAUAUUUACGACGAAACAUGUAUUUCCUUUUAAGGUUCCUGGGAGGAAGCAGUUCAGAAGGAAAAGGAUGCCGAGUAUUUGUCUUCUUCUGAAGAAAAUACGGAAGAAGAGACCAUCGACACCAAUUCUUCGGAAUACAUGACAGAUCUGAACAAAUUGAUGUCAACUUUGAUUCCUAAUUCUGACGUUUCCCCGUUCACCCCCCCAAAUAAAGAUGUUACCAUCACUAAUGUCAUUUCCGAGUUAUACACGCAUGAAGGCCCCAGCACCAGUACCCAAUUCAAGGAACUGUCGUCCAAAAUAGACGAAAUUUUGGAAAGACAGCGUUCCACUGAGGUGAAGGUGCAGGCCAUGCAAGGAAUGCUGGAGGCAUUCAUGGCGAAGUCCGAAGUUUCGGUCAAUUUGUUGGCGUCCAAAAUUGGAAAAGACAAUGCAGAGGAAGUGGAUGAGGAACUGCAACUUGAUGAAAUUUUCCCACUUACCUCUGUCCAACAAAUUGAGGAAAUGGAGGAAAAACUCCAUCAAAAUGGAUUGUUAAAAAAAAAAUUGGUCCGUAAGUUGAGCUCAUAUGGGGGGGUCAACGGAACGAAAACGAUCCGCACUAUAUGCAAGUGCAUUUUUACAGAUGCACUACUGGCGGAACAUUCUUGGCUGGGCACAAACGCCAAAAAAAGCUUCAGCCAAUACAAGUUUUUAUAUAAAACUAUAAUGGAAGCGGUCCGAACAAGGUUCCCCACUGAAGCCGAGGGUGCUUCAUUUUUCAAAGCUUUUUUAAAGCAAGCCCCAUUUCGAAUGGGAAAACCGUCCACUUCCAACACCAGCUCCUCUGCCUCUGACGGGCAAUCCACGACAUAG
Messenger RNA from Episyrphus balteatus (marmalade hoverfly), 1273 nucleotides. RefSeq lists its product as uncharacterized. NCBI's taxonomy places the organism in Eukaryota, Metazoa, Arthropoda, Insecta, Diptera, Syrphidae. The record is from RefSeq and is a predicted model, not a curated record. Bases 557 to 1273 code for a protein of 238 amino acids. The transcript is spliced from 5 exons.